AGGUGCAGUACAGUUUUUUAAAUCCACCACGCGCUCCCUCAGUGUAGUGGUCUGCUCUGAUGUUUGUCGUUGCAGAAGCAGUGAGCGCAGACACAGCAAAAAAUAAAUAGACUCCUCGUCUUCUUUCACUUUUAUUCUGGGAACUGACAUGGCAAAAGGGAAGAAAGAUGUGCUAAGAACCGACAAAAAGCCCGAGGACACUGAUGAACUUAAAGUCCCCUCCCGGAAGGAGACAAAGGAAAACAAACCAGCAACUAACAAGGAUUGCGUUGGUACAGUACAGUCCAUUUUACAGAGUCUACGGAGUCCAAGCAAACCUAGAUCCCCUCUGAGCGACAGUUUAAGCAUGCUGAUCCAGGAAGGAAAUGACUCUGAUUCAACUAAUCCUGACAUGUCCAAGAUAAAAAAAGACAUGCCUAAUGAAAUAAAAUCUGAGAGUUGUGAGUCCAAAGAGCAGAUGCCUGAAAUGGCUUGUCACAGUCAUGGGAUCAGAGAGAAAGCCACUGACCAGCCUGAGAAAAAAGAGUCCACAACACACACAAAUGGCAGGUCUGCAGCAGACGUCAAAGUUUUAGCAUCCAAACCUCGAAGUAGAACUGGUCGCAAACUCGGAGCAAAAAAGACUGAAAAUAAAGCUCCCCAAAACAGAAAGGUCACAGACUAUUAUCCCAUCAGACGGAGUAACAGAAAGACUAAGGCGGAGAUAAAGAGCGAAGAACACAGACACAUUGAUUACCUGAUAAAGAAUGACAUUGAAGAAGGAAUGCAGAUCAAACACAUGGAAGGAAAAGGAAGAGGGAUUUUUGCUACCACAGGCUUCAAAAAGGCAGAGUUUGUCGUGGAGUACCAUGGAGACCUACUGGAACUAGCUGAUGCUAAAAUAAGAGAUGCCAAGUACACGCUGGAUCCCCAAAAAGGCUGUUACAUGUACUACUUCCAGUAUCAAUCCAAGACUUACUGUGUGGACGCUACAGAGGAAACGAGCCGUCUCGGAAGACUGAUCAACCACAGUAAAACUGGAAACUGCCAGACGCGGCUUCACGCCAUCGAUGGAACCCCUCACCUGAUCCUGGUGGCUUCCAGAGACAUCAAAGCAGAGGAAGAGCUGCUGUAUGACUACGGGGAUCGGAGUAAAGCCUCAGUCUUGGCUCACCCGUGGCUAAAAUACUGAAUCCUCGACAUGUGUAUAUGUGAGAUGAAUUGGUGCUCGCUCCUGUUCAGCCUAACGUAACAGGCGCUAUAGAUCAGCUGUCCUCGACAUGCUUUUUUACAAAGUGUAAAAAAUGUUUUUUGUUUUUAAAUGAGGGCUAAUGCGUCAACGCGUGAGUGUAUUUUUGCAAAUGUUUUUAUCAUGGUUUUAUUUUUUAAAUCUAAUUGUAGCAGAGUAAUGCAAACUUGAAUGGUAUUUCUCCUGGAUAAGUACUGUUUCACAUUGUCCAUUGGGUUUCCUUUUGUAAUGAAUAUAAUUGAUAAUUCAAUUUCACUAUUGUAAAUUAUUACCUGUGCUGUAAAUUAAGGAAUAAAACACUGACUUUUCAUUCCAACUGUGGCAUGGUUAAUUGUGAAGAUUUGAGACUGUGUUCUUAAAAAGACACCCUCCUCCACUUGUCUUGGAGAUUUAUUUUUACUUUUUAGUUACACUUUUGUGAUACUUGACCGUGUGGAAUAUAACCUGCAACCAGGUCCUCUCUGGGAGGGAGCCCAGAAUGUUGUUACGUGGUACGCGCCUUAUCCUAUAGUCUAAUGGGGCUACACAAUGUCAUAUUGACAUCUACCCCACAGUGCAGUUGAAGGUAAUGAUACUUUGUACUUAAGUAUUGUGAAGGAGUUUCAAGACUGAAAGACGGGUGAGGAUAAACAAAGUGUGUUCAAAAUCUGUGACUGUAUUUUGUCUUUCAACUAUGUUUCUAUUGUAUGUCAGCGCUACAAAGACUUGACUGAAAUAACUACAAUCUUUUUUUGUUCUAUUUCACUGCUGCUUUAAAAGAAAACCAUAUGAAUGAUUUAUAGUAAUUGAGUUUUGAAGCUCAUUAAGACUAAAAUAAAGUUAUGUUCAUCGUU
Messenger RNA from Cottoperca gobio, 2061 nucleotides. RefSeq names its product lysine methyltransferase 5Ab (gene kmt5ab). Gene Ontology annotation, biological process: regulation of DNA damage response, signal transduction by p53 class mediator; regulation of transcription by RNA polymerase II. Gene Ontology annotation, molecular function: transcription regulator activity; histone H4K20 methyltransferase activity; protein binding. The coding region runs from base 149 to 1171 and encodes 340 amino acids. Lineage: Eukaryota; Metazoa; Chordata; Actinopteri; Perciformes; Bovichtidae. The record is from RefSeq and is a predicted model, not a curated record. The transcript has 8 exons. Gene Ontology annotation, cellular component: polytene chromosome; nucleus.